UUUGCGUGUAUUAUCACUGAUAAGAAUUACGACUGUGAUGACAAUAAUUCGUAAAAAUUAAUUAAAAUUUAUAGUAAAUGUGAUAAUUGUGCUACAUAUUUGUUUUAAAAACGUGCAGAUUCCACUUUGGACUGAAUAUUACGUACCAAUCAAGCAGCAUCUCGCUAUGUAAACUAUCACAAUAGUUGUUUGAAGUCAUUGUUAUUGUACGAAAGCAAAACUUUUAAUUACUUCAAGUUUAUAUAGUGAAAAUGGUCAAGCUAUUCGCCUUAUGUAUACUGUACAAGAAUUCCGAUUCGGCAAUAUGGUUGAAGUCUGCCUACGAUUUACAGUCGUUUGGAUUUUUUCAAAGAGGUAGCAUUCAAGAAUUCAUGGCGUUUUCAAGUAAAACUAUCGUUGAAAGGACACAAAAUGCUACUCGUCAAUCUGUAAAGCAAGGAGAUUAUAUUUGCCAUGCAUAUGUACGUGCUGAUGGUCUUGGUGGUGUUGUUAUUUCUAGUCAAGAUUAUCCGCACAGAGUUGCCCACACUUUGAUCACUAAAGUAUUAAACGAAUUCGCUGAUAAAAUCCCAUCUUCUUCGUGGCCUAAUGCUGUAGAAUCUAGUAUAAAUUUCCCUCAAGCGAAUGUAUAUUUAGCCAAAUACCAAAACCCGAAGGAAGCCGAUGCCAUGACCAAGAUCCAAGAAGACUUGGACGAAACUAAAAUUAUUCUGCAUAAUACCAUCGAAGCUGUGUUACAACGUGGCGAAAAACUAGAUGACUUGGUUUCUAAAUCAGAAGGUUUAAGUAUGCAGUCGAAAGCGUUCUAUAAAACGGCUCGAAAAACCAACUCUUGUUGUAAUCUAGGAUAAAAUUAUUCCUCCAUUUGUACAGCCUGGAAAUGUAAACUAUCGCUGAAAGGUGAUUAAAAAUAUCCGGCAUUCUACAUAAAUGCUUGCUUGUUGUCAAUUUUCAUUGUUUUUCCGGCUGUUAUGUUUUCGUUUCGUUCAUGUUUCGCUUAAAUAAGUUUUAAUUCGCAUGUAUUCUUGUAAAAUAUGUAAAUUUGUUGAUUGAAGUUUUUAAGUUAUAUCAAAUACGUUACCGUUUUAUUUUCAUUUCCUAUUUUUUUGUUAAAAAACGAUCUUCCAAAAUGUAUUGGUAAUUUUGGCGACGAUACGUUCAUUUUAAAUAUUCAGCAUUAUGGUAUUCUCAAAGAAUAUUUGUUAGGAUAAAUAGAUUAGCUAAUAUUUUAUAGUACCAACAUUCCAACUAAAAAAAAAUUAUAUUGCGGAUUUAGUUAUAGUGAGAUUAGAAACAAAAUCGAAUUAUCUGUAAUAAUUUUACGAUUGUAGGAAAUCUGUCAAAAAUGGUUAUAUUAUUAUUUGAUAUUGUGUAGCUUAAUUUAUUUAAUUUAAUACAUAAUAAAUAUGUGUUUAAAGCGUGUUUUUAUAAAAAAUAUUUCGUACAUCCUCCACUUAACUGUUUUUUUUUCUCGAAUGAAUAAGAUUUUAAUUUUCCUACUGAAACUAUAUAUUUAUUACAUGUUUUCUACAUAAAUGUACAAUUUUUAUUUCAUUACAAUUCUUAUUUUAU
Planococcus citri (citrus mealybug) is the source of this 1572-nucleotide messenger RNA. It is a transcript of the gene Ykt6, whose product is annotated as YKT6 v-SNARE. Gene Ontology annotation, cellular component: Golgi apparatus. The record is from RefSeq and is a predicted model, not a curated record. Gene Ontology annotation, biological process: endoplasmic reticulum to Golgi vesicle-mediated transport. The transcript is spliced from 5 exons. The coding region runs from base 252 to 851 and encodes 199 amino acids. NCBI's taxonomy places the organism in Eukaryota, Metazoa, Arthropoda, Insecta, Hemiptera, Pseudococcidae. Gene Ontology annotation, molecular function: SNAP receptor activity.